This is a messenger RNA of Lotus japonicus, 1518 nucleotides long. Its product is annotated as beta-carotene hydroxylase 2, chloroplastic. Gene Ontology annotation, cellular component: chloroplast. Gene Ontology annotation, biological process: carotene metabolic process; xanthophyll biosynthetic process. Bases 109 to 1056 code for a protein of 315 amino acids. The record is from RefSeq and is a predicted model, not a curated record. Gene Ontology annotation, molecular function: beta-carotene 3-hydroxylase activity; iron ion binding. Lineage: Eukaryota; Viridiplantae; Streptophyta; Magnoliopsida; Fabales; Fabaceae. The transcript has 7 exons.
GGUCUCUGUUUUCCCCCCUUUUUAAACCUUCACUCCACACCUUCAUUCAGAGAUAAACACAAACACCUUCUGUGCAAUCUUCAGCUUCUUCCAAACCAAGCUCCGGCUAUGGCGGCAGGACUCUCCGCCACCAUAACCGUGAAGCCCCUCUUCCGCCGCCACCAUCAACCACCGUCGUUCCCCCUCCUCCUCAACCCACCUCCAGCACUCUCCUUCUCCUCCUCCCCCUUGCGAUGUUUCCAUCACAGCUCAACCCCUCGCACCCGAAGAAUGACUACGAGCUUCACCGUCUGUGUCCUCAUGGAGGAUCCAAAACGCAGCACCCCCAUGGAAACCGAUGCGGUAGAACAAGGACAAGAACAAAGACCUUCUCCUACUCAAGUCGUGUCUGCGAAAUUGGCGGAGAAAUUGGCUAGGAAGAAAUCAGAGAGGUUCACGUAUCUCGUUGCAGCUGUGAUGUCUAGCUUUGGAAUCACAUCCAUGGCGGUUUUGGCUGUUUAUUAUAGAUUCUCAUGGCAAAUGGAGGGUGGAGAAGUUUCUUGGUCUGAAAUGUUUGGUACAUUUGCUCUAUCAGUGGGUGCUGCUGUGGGUAUGGAGUUUUGGGCUAGAUGGGCUCACAAGGCUCUUUGGCAUGCUUCCUUGUGGCACAUGCAUGAGUCCCACCAUAAACCAAGAGAAGGACCCUUCGAGAUGAACGAUGUUUUUGCAAUAAUCAACGCUGUCCCUGCCAUCGCUCUCCUAUCCUAUGGUUUCUUUCACAAAGGACUAGUCCCUGGCCUCUGCUUCGGUGCGGGUCUUGGAAUUACUGUCUUUGGGAUGGCCUACAUGUUUGUUCAUGAUGGUUUGGUUCAUAGGAGAUUCCCAGUGGGCCCCAUUGCCGAUGUGCCCUACUUCAGAAGGGUAGCUGCUGCUCACAAACUUCACCAUUCAGACAAGUUCAGUGGGGUGCCAUAUGGGCUGUUUUUGGGACCAAAGGAACUUGAAGAGGUGGGAGGUCUAGAAGAGCUGGAGAAAGAGAUAAAUAGGAGGAUAAGAUCAUACAAUAAUAGUUCAUGACAAAAGCAAAUACUAAUCUAGAGUUGUCUCACAAGCAGAGUUAUCAGUGUAAAGAAAUAUUGAAUGAUAUGAAAAGUUUUGCUUGCAUUUAUACAGUAACUAGUUAUAGCAGGGCGCAUGAGAAAAUAGAUGUAAAAUAACAGUAAUAAACAGAAGGUUGUGCAAGAUAUAAUUGGUGCCUUCUGUUUUUGGCUUUAGCUAUGAGAAAUGGGAGAAAGUACCCAUGUUGCAUUCCCUCAUGCCCCUAGUGGGAAGGGGUCAGUCAGCUAACUUCCAUUUGCUCACAGUUGGUUGGUCCCUCCUGUGGGGCAUUUAGCUAUGUAUGCCACUCAAGGAGGGAAGGGCCUUGGUGACACCACCAAUACAAACCCCUAAAAUGCAGGGUAGGGUUUUCUUGGACUGAAAGUACACAAUCUCAGUGUGAAUAAUAAUAUCAUAAGGCUGAAAUUAUUUGUCUUCUUA